Messenger RNA from Gigantopelta aegis, 1436 nucleotides. RefSeq lists its product as uncharacterized. The record is from RefSeq and is a predicted model, not a curated record. NCBI's taxonomy places the organism in Eukaryota, Metazoa, Mollusca, Gastropoda, Neomphalida, Peltospiridae. Bases 145 to 1341 code for a protein of 398 amino acids. The transcript is spliced from 11 exons.
CCUCGGAGUGUGAAAUGACGUCAUCAGCUAAUGGCGUCAUUCCCAGCUUCCAAAGUGGAACGUUUGAGCUGGAAGCAGGUGAUAUUGUCGAGAUGCGCGUGGAUGGUGUGACGCACCUUCAUAAUUCUGGCCAUAAAGCUGAAAAUGGACGUCUUGGUUAUGCUUGGUCUGCUUGUCCUAAUAUCAUCGUCGCAUCCAUUGAGCAUUCCCGAGUUGACCACCAGAGGGAGCCACUAUGAAGUUGGACAUGAUAUGGGUUAUACAUUCAAAACAGAAAUAGACGAGUACUUCUCAAAGAGUCGACUGCACACCAAGUUGCUUCCCUUUGUACAUACAACACAAGGCAGUGAGUAUUACAAGAGUUAUCUGUCCAUAGUGAAGUCGUAUUUCCCACAGUAUGUGGACGAGAUGAGGGGAAUAGCUGAUGGAGCAGGAAGAAUGUUUAUAGAGGUGUUCACUCAGGUGAUCAGUGCCGAGCUGUAUGCAGUAAUGAAACUCCAAGAUGAUUACUCUGGAUGCAGUGAUGUGUACGUCAAUUUUCCCAACAGUGCAGCAAUUUGCCACAAUGAAGAUGGUGAUCCUCUGGUGAAAGAUCGGGGCUAUCUGGUUCAUGCCAUUAUAGCAGACAAACAGUCCGGCCACGUUCUCGAGAAUUUCACAGCAUACACGUAUCCAGGGAUUCUGCCAGGAAAUGCCUUUGGUUUCAACAGUCACGGAAAGGUGUUCACUGUCAAUGCUUUGUAUCCUAGGCUGGUGAAGCCAAACCAAAUACCCAGAUGUGUAUUGUCCCGGGCAAUGCUGAGCAUUAAGACUCGUGUAGAAUUAGAAGACCUCUUUAUGACAGGACUUGGUACUGCGUAUGGGUUCAAUGUAAAUUUUGCUGACUUACUAAAUACUACACAGGUGUUUGUGGACUACGAGAUAACCCCACAAAAUGGAAAGAAGUCCUCCCUAGUAGGUAGACGAGAAAUUGGUGUACAGAGAAGUCCUCACCAGAAAACCGAUCAAACUGGACGUUAUUUCCACUUUAACAUGUUUGAAAUUCUCAACGUGUCUCAGUUUUCCAAUUCGAUUGUGAGUUCCCAGCACAGAAAGGCGCGAGCUUUCAGCCUGCCGUCCCCCAGGGACAUACCGGGCGCUCUGAACAUCCUCGGGGACACCUUCGACGCCAAAUACCCCAUCUACCGGUCGCCGCGACCCACCGAUGAUGAAUCCACAGAAGCUACAGCUGUGUUUGAUGUUCUACACUGUCUUCUGUACAUCUACAAGACCAAUCCGAAGUCAGGCCAGCCUCUGUUGACGAUAACUCUACCCAGGGGACCGUUGUGUCGUGCAGUGUAGUGUACACAAUAGGUUCUGAUCAACCAGAGGUUCCAGCACCAAAAUUACCCAAUUGUCUUUCCAAUCAAAAUAAAAUGUCCUGAUUUUAAAAACUC